AUGGAUUACGUCGAAGAUCAAUCCCUUAUUGACAGUGAAAGAGAAUAUGUUGAGUUUCUUGAUGAAUCGGAUGUUUACAAAGAUCGUAUAAUUGAUGUGAUUAAUAAAAACAAGUCGCGUUUAAUAAUCAACAUAAACGAUCUUCGCCGAGAAAAUCCGAAAAGAACUGAACAACUUUUGUCUAAUUCAUUCGCUGAAUUGCUCGCGUGCCAACGUGCUAUUAAAAGGUGUAUCCAAAAUGCUGAUCCUGAUUUCGCUCUCAAGCAUGCCGAAUUCUUCGUGGGCUUUGAGGGGAGCUUUGGAGCCCUACAUGUCUCUCCGCGGACGCUUUCGUCGAGCCUCCUGGGCCGCAUGGUCUGUGUCGAAGGAAUUGUUACCAAAACAUCCGUUGUGAGACCCAAGAUUGUAUGUAGUGUCCAUUACUGCCCCGCAACAAAGAAAACCGUUGAGCGGCGCUAUGCUGAUAUGAGCAGUCUUGACGCCUUUCCCUCUGCGGGUGCCUACCCAACUAAAGAUGAAAGUGGCAACUUGUUGGAAACCGAGUAUGGACUUUCGGUUUAUCGAGAUCACCAAAAAAUCACCAUCCAAGAAAUGCCAGAAACUGCUCCAGCCGGUCAGUUACCAAGGACCGUUGAUGUCCUGCUCGAUAAUGAUCUAGUUGAUACCUGCAAGGCUGGUGAUCGCAUUCAAGUUGUCGGGCAAUUCCGUUGUCUUCCUGGUAAAAAGAACGGAUAUACCUCUGCGAGUUUCCGUACUGCACUUAUCGCGAACAACAUUCAACUCUUUAAUCAACAGUCAGAGCCUACCUUUUCAGAUAAGGACAUUGGCAUGAUGCGGCUAAUUUCUAAGCGCCAUGAUAUCGUGGAUUUGUUGGCUCGCUCGUUAGCGCCGUCCAUCUAUGGUCAUCACUACAUAAAGCAGGCGAUCCUUUAUUUGCUCCUGGGUGGUGUCGAACGACUUUUGCCAAACGGUUCACGUAUAAGAGGCGACAUCAAUUUGCUCCUUUUGGGGGAUCCUUCUGUCGCUAAGUCGCAGUUUCUGCGAUUCGUUCUUCAUGUCGCUCAUCUGGCCAUCCCGACGACAGGUCGUGGCUCCUCAGGCGUUGGCUUAACUGCUGCCCGUCAACUUGAGGCCGGUGCAAUGGUCUUGGCAGAUCGUGGUAUUGUUUGUAUCGACGAGUUCGACAAAAUGUCAGACACAGACCGCACUGCGAUUCACGAAGUCAUGGAACAGGGUCGUGUGACAAUUGCAAAAGCUGGUAUUCAGGCGCAGUUGAAUGCCAGGUGCUCUGUUCUGGGGGCUGCGAAUCCUGUUUACGGUCGUUAUGAUCAGUACAAAACACCAAUGGAAAAUAUAGGCCUGCAGGAUUCACUCCUCUCCCGCUUCGAUCUCCUAUUCUUGGUGUUGGAUAAGGCGGACCCUGAAAGUGAUCGUGGUAUUGCCGAACACGUACUUCAAGCACAUCAAUAUCGUGCACCAGGUGAGCAGGAGGGUGAAGCUAUGCCUCUGCAGGACGGUAGUGUCCUCCUUGCCACUUGUAACAUGGAUCCCAACACGAUCGCCGAAGCCGGUUCUGCAAACGAUAUUGACGCAGAAGAAAGACGCAAAGAAUCCGCUGACCAGGUUUUUGAAGAUCAGUGUGGUUUUGGUGGUGGUGUAAAAGGCUCCAGAAACACUGAAUACUUCACUAUAAGCUUCCUGAAGAAGUAUAUUCACAUCGCUCGUCAGCUGCGCCCUCAGCUGAGCAAGGAGGCGGCGACCAUUAUUUCAGAAAAGUACUGUGACUUGCGAAUGCAACAGGAUGCCGAAAACUCAACCAUGCGUCGCACACAACCAGUCACUGCUCGUACCUUGGAAACCCUUAUUCGUCUAGCUACGGCAAACGCCAAGGCUCGAAUGUCCAAAACAGUUACAAAAAAAGAUGCCGAUGCUGCAGUGGAUCUAAUUUCUUUCGUUCUCUUUAAAGAGGUGCUGGAGAAGUCUCGUCGAAAGAGACCCCGUGCUUCCACUGAGGGUGGUGAGAGCGAUGAAUCCGGCGAAGAAUCUGCCCCUGAUAGGGAUAUUAGUGCGGCACGCAAACCACGCAAGAGGGCACCAACUGCGCCACAGGGAACCUUUGAGUCAUCGCAGAGCGGCAGCGACCCCUACAACUUCGAUGCAGUGGAUAUGGAUCUUGGAGAUGAGAAACCAGGUACUAGCGGACCUCAACUCUCUGAAUCGCGUCUCCGUAUGCUCUCCACUCUCGUCAGUCGGGCCUUCCAGGAGCGCCGUGUCGAACAGCUUCCAAUUCCUGAAGUUGUCGCGUUUGUUACGGAGCAGACGUCAGAGUUCACGCGAGCUGACAUCUUGGCUGGAUUGAACGCAAUGCAUGACUCGAAUCGCCUUAUGGUCACAAACGACGACGUCUGGCUUAUUUAA
Molecule: messenger RNA, 2418 nt
Organism: Mesocestoides corti
Lineage: Eukaryota; Metazoa; Platyhelminthes; Cestoda; Cyclophyllidea; Mesocestoididae
Source: the annotation of a GenBank genome assembly